ACCUCUGGACUCAGAGCAGGGGGCCUGGUGACUCAGCUUUCACAUCCACAGCAGUUAUGUGGAGAAGUGACAACUGCACGGAUCUACUAGCUCUGGGAAUCCCCGACUUUGGCAGAGCCUGGGGACUGUGGGCCAUCUUAGGGGUGGUGACACUGCUGCUUCUCCUCUCGCUGGCUGCACACUUGUCCCUGUGGACCCGUGGCCAGAGCAGAAGCCAUCCGGGCCAGGAAAGCUCUGGAGCGCCCGUGGAAGAAGUGCCCCUCUAUGGGAACCUGCAUUAUCUGCAGACAGGACGACUGUCUCGAGACAAAGGGCCAGGACAGCCGGAUCCAGUCUCGGGGGACCCCACCAGGGCUGCAGAGGAGGUGAUGUGCUACACCAGCCUGCAGCUGUUGCCUCCGCAGGGCCGGGCCCCCAGCCUGGGAGUCCCCAUCAAGUACUCAGAGGUGGUACUGGACGCUGAGCCCAAAGCCCAAGCUCCAGGUCCCGAGCCGGAGCUCUACGCCUCCGUGAGAACCCAGGCCCGCCGAACCCAAGCUUCCUUCCCCAAUGAAGCCUAUGCCAACAGUCAGCCGGCACCCAGCUGAAGGGGAAGCCUGGCACAGCGGCUUGCCCCACCCAGCAUCCCUUGUUUGCUCUGGGAGUACUGCACCUGGCUAGGCCAUGAUUGCUACCCCAUCACCGCCACUGCCCUCUCACAGAGGCGACCUUCCCCAAGGUUCCUGAGCUCGACCAGGGACAGCUCAGGGGAAUGGCAGGCCCACAAUGUCUUGAGGAUGGGUGAAGCAAAGACACUCCCCUUCCUCUUUUUCCCAUCUCUUCCUCUCAGGCCCCCACCCACCACUCCCAGGUUCUCUGCCUUCUGAAGUCUGACCAGAAGCUCCCCAUUCCCCGUGUCACAGGCUCCCCCCUCCACCUCAGUGGUGUCCUGAGACAUAGGAAGUGGGCAGUGGGGGAGGCAGGCAUGGGCGCCCGAGAGAGGACGCGGGUGGGUAAGUUCUUUGGGAACUCACAGAUUGGGAGGGUCCCGGUAGCUCUGAACCUAAAAACCUCAGCCCUGUCUCUAUCCUGGAACCCGGUGGGGCAAUACAAAGCUCUGCCCUACUACUUACUCUGUUGUAUCUCCAACUUUUAAAAUAAACUGUUUCAAACAGUG
Messenger RNA from Echinops telfairi (small Madagascar hedgehog), 1156 nucleotides. It is a transcript of the gene SIT1, whose product is annotated as signaling threshold regulating transmembrane adaptor 1. Gene Ontology annotation, cellular component: plasma membrane. The record is from RefSeq and is a predicted model, not a curated record. The transcript has 5 exons. Bases 57 to 587 code for a protein of 176 amino acids. Gene Ontology annotation, biological process: T cell homeostasis; signal transduction; regulation of T cell activation. Gene Ontology annotation, molecular function: kinase binding. Lineage: Eukaryota; Metazoa; Chordata; Mammalia; Afrosoricida; Tenrecidae.